Messenger RNA from Acanthoscelides obtectus, 2446 nucleotides. NCBI's taxonomy places the organism in Eukaryota, Metazoa, Arthropoda, Insecta, Coleoptera, Chrysomelidae. The record is from the annotation of a GenBank genome assembly.
AUGAUAGUCGAUAGUGGCGACAAUUUAUCGAAAAAAGACUUACUCAAAAGCGCAUGCUACGUAUACUUUAUCUGAAGUCACUUGAAACACUGUGAAAUACCGGGUGCGUUUUAUAUAUCUAUAUUUAACACGCUCUGUUGCUGGAAAAAUCGCCUAAUUUGGCAGCAAAUAUCCCCCGUAUAAGAUCAAAGGCAGUUUCACCGGUCCACGUGGAGUAAAGCACGCCUAUGCGUGGACAUAGCCAAUGAGAAAGCGUGUAUUUCAGAGCUUCGAACAAGUGCAGGUGGCUACUGAAAAUUGAAACAGUUUAGCCAGUGCCGUGUAGCGGUGAAAAAACGUGUUUUCUUUAGUCUGUCCGUGUUUUUUCAUAGAUUUUAUUAGUUUGUGUGUUUUUCACUUUUGAAUACUCAGUUUACUUGUUGUGUUGAUUGUUCUUGUGUGUCCUAAAUAUGGCUCUUUGGAGACCUUGGGAUAAUGCUCCAAGCCACGAGGAGAUGGUUGAUGAACCUGUGCAGGCAGAAUUCUUUCAUAAAGAUUUAGAGGAACAGACCCAAAGAGUAAUCCUAAAUAUGUAUGAUUGUCUGAAAAACGAAAAUCCAGAUUCCUCGCAAAAUCAAAUUUUAAACAGAAUUUGUAUCCUGACAAAAAUCAGUCGGUCUACCAUUUAUCGGGUUAUAAAAAGGGGAGAUGUAGUCAACCAUUCCUUCCACAGAAAGCGCAUAGGGCAAAAAUUAAAAAGAAUAGAUGUGGGUUUUCAGGAAGAUAUUCGUCGUAUAAUAUACGGAUUUCAUAAAGAAAAUUUGGUGCCCACGUUGGAAAUGAUACGGGAUAAAUUAAAAGAUUAUCCUGAAGAUUUUUAUAAUUACAAAUGCUCAGACUCACUGCACUGUAUUGUAAAACUGUGUGGUUUUCAAUACAAAAAAUUAGAUAAAAGAAUGGUGAUUAUGGAGUCGUCUCGAAUCGUUGAAUUGCGCCAAGAAUUUUUGCACAAAGUUAAAAUCUAUAGAGAGCAGAAAAGAAAUCUGAUUUACCUGGAUGAAACGUGGUAUGAUACCCAUGAUGUUGUGCAGUACGGCUGGGUUGACGACAGCAACAAGUGCAUUUUAAAUGCACCAUGCAACCGUGGAAAACGAAUCAUUAUUCUCCAUGCUGGCAGUGAAAAUGGAUUUAUACCUAAUGCCUUGCUGUUAUCUGCCAAAAAUAUCAAAGAAUCAUGUGCCGACUAUCAUGAGGACAUGACCUCCGACUUAUUUGAAAAGUGGAUAGAGCAGCAGUUAAUACCAAACAUUUCCCCAAAUUCAGUGAUUAUUAUGGACAAUGCGUCAUACCAUUCCCGACAGAAAAACAAAAUUCCGAAUACAGGCACAAAAAAACAAGACAUUAUUGAUUUUAUGAAGGAUAAGGGAAUGGAAAUACCACAAAAAUCAACCAAAGCCAUAUUAUUGGAUCUUAUUAAAAGACAAAAAUUUGAAAAAGAGUAUGUUGUUGACAAUCUGCUUCAGCAAAAUGGCCAUGAAGUAUUACGUCUACCUCCCUAUUACUGCAUUUUUAACCCGAUUGAGUUGGUCUGGGCUGCUUUAAAAAAAAAGUAAGAAAACAUAAUCAGACCCCUCAAUUAAGUGAAUCGCUAUUGGCCACAAUAAGAGAUGCAGUAUCUCAUAUUGCUGCCACAGACCUAUGGAAGCAGUGUUCUAGGCAUAUUAUUGAAAAAGAAAAUGAAUAUUGUGUUUUGCCUCCUGUAAAUCCCGUUGUAAUUCCUCUACAAGAUGACUCUAGCGACAGCUCCCAAGGCGAGGAUGAUAUAUAAAUACCUAUAAUGUAAGUCUUUAUAUACCUUUUUAUAUACCUACCUGCUAUGUAAAUAUUUGCCUAUGUCAAACGUUGGAAUUCUGUAAUUUUUCCAUUUCUUAACUUUCAGUCAACAUAAAUUAAACUCCCAAUAUAAGUAUUUUUUAUCCCAAAUCAAAAAAAUAAGAAGAUAGUAAAAUCCAUUUAUUGUGAUAUAAAAACAUUAUUAUUAUCGUUCUAAAUAAAUGACCGCACGCCUAUGAUACGUCAUGAAAUUACAAAGGACGUGCCGACCAAAGGUUUUUAUGCUAUUUCAAGUGACUUCAGAUAAAGUAUACAUAAGCUGCCGCAUCCUAAAUGAAAUUAUAGAAUGUUGUGGCGCGGAAAUCUUGGAUAUAGUCUAAUUCUUACUCAAACACUCACUAAAACCAAUAACUUAGGCUCAAAACUAUGUGUGGGCAUUGGUACUGAUACGUGUAAUCUAAUGUUAGGUGAACAAAAGGGCGCUGUAAUGGAAUUGCAAAAAUGUUUCCCAAAUGCUCUAAAAAGCCCAUGCGCAAAUCAUGCCUUGAAUCUUUCGAUUUCAAAGAGCAGCAGUGUCCAAACAGUAAGAAAUACUGUAGGUAUAAUGAAGGAAGUAAUUGCGUUGUUCAAAGCA